AUGGCAUCCACCUACACCUACAAAUACUUCAACGUCACCUUCCCGCAGGAAUAUGUCGCGCACGUGGAAAUCAACCGCGCCGACAAGAUGAACGCCUUCUUCGAAGCCUCCAGGAUGUGGCUCGAACUCAGCCAGGUCUUCACGCGCCUCUCGCACGACUCCUCCGUGCGCGCCAUCGUACUUAGCGGCGCCGGCGAGAAAGCCUUCACCGCAGGCCUAGACGUCAAGGCCGCGUCGCAGGGCACGCUCGGCAGCGACGCCAGCUCGGGGUCGGCGGACGCCGCGCGCAAGGCGGUCGCGCUGCGGCGGCACAUCGCCGAGUUCCAGGACUGCAUCAGCGCAGUGGAGCGGUGCGAGAAGCCGGUGAUUGUGGCGAUGCACGGGUUCGCGCUGGGGCUGGCGAUCGAUCUGAGCACGGCGUGCGAUGUGCGGGUGUGCGCGGCCGACAGCAAGUUCGCGGUGAAGGAGGUGGACAUCGGGCUGGCGGCGGAUAUUGGGACGCUGAGUCGGCUGCCGAAGGUGGUGGGGAACUUUGGCUGGGUGAAGGAGGUGGCGCUGACGGCGCGGGUGUUUGGCGCGGAGGAGGCGCUGCGCGUGGGGUUUGUGAGUGGUGUGUAUGAGAGUAAGACGGCCGCCGUGGCGGCGGCGGUUGAGCUGGGCGUUCUGAUGGCGAGCAAGAGUCCUGUUGCGGUGCAGGGGACCAAGGAGAUUUUGAACUGGUCGCGCGAUCAUUCCGUGCAGGAUGGACUCCGGUACACGACGGUGUGGAACAGCGCGGCGCUGCAGACGCAGGAUGUGGCGUCGGCGUUGCUGUCUGGGAUCCAGAAGCGGAAGCCCACGUUCGAGAAGCUGUAA
Molecule: messenger RNA, 855 nt
Organism: Aspergillus terreus NIH2624
Lineage: Eukaryota; Fungi; Ascomycota; Eurotiomycetes; Eurotiales; Aspergillaceae
Product: enoyl-CoA hydratase/isomerase family protein
Exons: 3
Coding region: 1-855 (284 amino acids)
Cellular component (GO): mitochondrion
Molecular function (GO): delta(3,5)-delta(2,4)-dienoyl-CoA isomerase activity
Source: RefSeq, a predicted model, not a curated record